Callorhinus ursinus (northern fur seal) is the source of this 1814-nucleotide messenger RNA. It is a transcript of the gene WBP2, whose product is annotated as WW domain binding protein 2. NCBI's taxonomy places the organism in Eukaryota, Metazoa, Chordata, Mammalia, Carnivora, Otariidae. Gene Ontology annotation, cellular component: nucleus. Gene Ontology annotation, biological process: positive regulation of DNA-templated transcription. Gene Ontology annotation, molecular function: transcription coactivator activity; chromatin DNA binding. The record is from RefSeq and is a predicted model, not a curated record.
UAAAUCUUCCAGCUGGGACGCUGCAGGGCGGGCCGGACUGAAAGCCAGAAUGUUCUAGAGGGAGCAGCGCCACCGCGAGGCCAGCUGCGGUGGAGGCGGCCGGAAGCCCGCCAGCCCAUCAGCCCACCACGUCCUGGAGCCGGGCCUUGCACUCAUCUACGAGGCUACAGUGACUACCGAAUCCAGGGCAAAGUCACAGACUCAGGGCUCCGCAAACGCUCUUUGAGCGAAUAAAGACGCCCCAGCAAGUGACUGUUCACUAUUCCCCACACCCGGUUUGGAUUACCACCCUCAUUCUGGGCGGGCCCUAGAGGGGCGCAAGCGCACUGCGUUGGGAGUCUCGGGACCCUUUUCCGAGAGACUAUGGCGCUCAACAAGAAUCACUCGGAGGGCGGCGGAGUGAUCGUCAACAACACCGAGAGCAUCCUGAUGACUUAUGAUCAUGUGGAACUUACAUUCAGUGACAUGAAGAACGUGCCCGAGGCCUUCAAAGGGACCAAGAAAGGCACCGUCUACCUUACCCCGUACCGGGUCAUCUUUCUGUCCAAAGGCAAGGAUGCCAUGCAGUCCUUCAUGAUGCCGUUUUAUCUGAUGAAGGACUGUGAGAUCAAGCAGCCCGUGUUUGGAGCAAAUUACAUCAAAGGAACGGUGCAGGCUGAAGCAGGAGGUGGCUGGGAAGGCUCUGCGUCAUACAAGUUGACCUUUACGGCAGGGGGCGCCAUCGAGUUUGGACAGCGGAUGCUACAGGUGGUAUCUCAAGCCUCCCGAGGCGAAGCCCCCAAUGGAGCCUAUGGGUAUUCUCACAUGCCCAGCGGGGCCUAUGUCUUUCCCCCGCCCGUCGCCAAUGGAAUGUACCCCUGCCCUCCUGGCUACCCCUAUCCACCGCCCCCACCUGAGUUCUAUCCAGGACCUCCCAUGAUGGACGGGGCCAUGGGAUAUGUGCAGCCUCCACCACCACCCUAUCCUGGGCCCAUGGAACCUCCAGUCAGCGGCCCUGAUGUCCCCUCCACUCCUGCAGCUAGCCCUGGGCUCUGCCGCAGGGAAGGUCUCCCUCUGUCGUCUCGUCAAGCACAACCAGAAGCUGAAGCCAAGGCUGCAGAAGCAGCGGCCAGCGCCUAUUACAACCCGGGCAACCCACACAACGUCUACAUGCCCACGAACCAGCCUCCGCCACCUCCUUACUACCCCCCAGAAGAUAAGAAGACCCAGUAGACCCCUCCUGCCCCUGCCUCCCAUCCCUUGUCACUCUUCCCUUCCCUUCCCCUUGGGGCUGAGGCUGGGGCUAGGGGGGUGACGGAAGGGCCUUGUUCUUCCUCCAGGUCUGAUUGUAAAACACUUAGCAGGGACUGGUGUUGAGGGAAGGGGGGGCCCCCUUGACUUGGGAGCUGUGCCUCCCCGCUUCUCAAGCUAGCUCGGAGCCCACGGCGCCGCUUGGAUGCGCUUCCCUCUCACCGUGUCUGGGGCUCUGCUCAGGAGCGUGGGCAUCCAUCUCGCUCCUGUCUUGCUCUAGUAGCUUCAUGCCCAUGGAAGGAUUCUGGCCACCUCCUCUACCGCAGUCCAGCUCCCUCGUUUUGGAAUCCAAUUUAUAUUCAGCCUUGUGACCUCCCUCAGACCAGCCUCGCGUCUUCCCGAGGGCCCCCACCGGGCCCCCCUCACGUUCCCUCCGCUCUGGUCUCUGCCUCCCCAUGGAAGGCCACCUUCUCACCGGACGGUCAGCCCACAUUCCAAUCCCAGCCAGCCUCCAGCCAGGUCACGCUCACCUUCACCUCGCUGUCCUCUCCUUGGUCACCUGUUGCCACCACUUUGACUUUUGG